Messenger RNA from Cylindrotheca closterium, 1413 nucleotides. NCBI's taxonomy places the organism in Eukaryota, Bacillariophyta, Bacillariophyceae, Bacillariales, Bacillariaceae. The record is from the annotation of a GenBank genome assembly.
AUGGUAGUGAAUAUUCCAACUGCAAAAGACGUUAUCAUUGGCAAAGGACGUGAUCAUGGUCAUGAUCAGCAUCCUGGAAAUCAGUACUGGAUACAUCUGAUGAGAGAAAGAUUGGAACAUUACGACGAAGCGAACGAAGUGCGUAUGUCAGUGUCGAUCUACAAGCGAGUGCAAGAGACUGGUGCGCGUUUCUUGAAGUGUGAUGACAACGGCGAUUAUUUUGAGUUAACAGACGAAGCUGCCAAUCGCAAAACCUUGCAAUGCUUAGUCGACAUGAACCAUCAACGAACAUACGCAAGAGGAGUGUCACCAUUUUUUGUCAACAAUUGGACCAAUACGAAGGUUGAUGGGCUAUGUAGUACACUCCGGACAACAACAUCGACUUUGAAAAAUUUGUCUGUCAAGUUCUCUGCCACUGCAAAUUUCGCAAAACUGGUGGGAGCCUUGAAGGAAAACCAGUCGCUCAAGAAAUUAUCUGUGAACUUGACUAUUUGCAAAGACUUUUCUUCCACCGAAGCCAUGGUUUCUAUGCUCUGUAUGGCAGCUUCCAACCAUCCAGAGAUUUCAAGUCUGACAAUCAAGGUUCCAGUAGCAUUGGGGAAGACUUCAACGAAAGCCAUUGUUGAUCUGAUUCGCGUUUCCACCACACUCCAUGAAUUGCGAGUUGUAGGUAAUUCAUCGUUGUCCACUGCUAUUGCUCUACAACGUUAUAAUCGUGAUGAUGGCUCCUCGAAGAAGCGCAUGAAGGUGUUGGAACAGAAUCUCAUGAAUUCGUUGGUACAGCAGAACCAUCACUUGAAGAUUCUGGCCAUUCCACACCGCAUUGCUGGUGGGCACAUUAGAUUCAUUGAUUUUCUAAAUUUUGUCUGGAACAAUCCCCGGUUGGAAUGUGUGAGUAUCUUGGGCAUGGAGGACAUGACGGAUGACGACAUCAAGAUGAUGACCAACCUGCCCCGUCGCAACACGCCAUUGGUUUGGAAAGUCGAUUCGAGAAUGGCCCAUCGUUGCCAAGACUUUUUAUGUCAACUAUUAAAAGCUCAUCCGGAAAUCUUGGUCAAGCCAGCAGGCGCCACUGGUGUCCGUAAAAGAAAUGCCCUGCCUCCAAAGGUACAAUUUUGGGUGGAUUUCCGUCGGGAGGGUCGCUAUCUUUUGCAACGACCUGACCUUCCCUUGCCCGCAUGGCCCCGUGUACUGCUUGCACGCGGUGCGAAGCCGGGUAGGAUUUACGAGUUUUUGAGGCAUGGUCCAUUCUUUGCAGGACGUGGUGUGGGCUUUGUACAAGACAACCACAACCACGAACCCCCAGUACCAGCACCAGUACCACCAAAGAAGAAGAAGGAGAUCCACAACUCAAGAAAGAGAAAGUUCGACGAGAUGAAUGCAAAGGUUAUUGAUGCGAUGGAUCAGGACUAG